Messenger RNA from Hydatigera taeniaeformis, 519 nucleotides. The record is from the annotation of a GenBank genome assembly. Lineage: Eukaryota; Metazoa; Platyhelminthes; Cestoda; Cyclophyllidea; Taeniidae.
CUAAUUGAGCUAAUCAUAGAGGAUGUACCCAGUCGAGGGAAUUGGCUCGGUGCAGGCAGCAAUGGAAAGAACAAUGUAAACCGCGAGUCCUUCGUUACCUCUUCUCGGAUUGAAGCAAAAAAUGUUCUCAUCGUCAUUGUUCUCUCCACUGUGUCGGCUUUUCUCGCCGCUGUUCUGAUCAGCGCCAUCCUCUGUAUGGUGCGUCCUUUCCACAAGUCUCGCAGGCGACGCGGUGGAGACGUAGUCUUGAACGGAGGUAUCAAUGGUAUUGGCGGGAGUGGCACGAUGAAACUGUCACCCUUUGCAUUAGAGCCACACACAAGCCCUACUCUUCUCAUGCACCCGCGCAGCGGACCUCUUUCCUGCUCAGAUUCGGCCACUCUGGACGGGUGCUCUGCUGUUGGCGAAGGUACAUGGAUUGUGGGCACCACAGGAACUCUCAUUAGCGCAUACGAUGGCAACGAAAUAAAGAAUGAGACUUUUCGCUUACAGACUGAUGGCAUGGUACGUCUCGUUUGA